ACUUUAAUUUACUUUACUUUGCCGAUUACUUUUUUUUUCUUUUUUCUCUUCACGCGGGUGAUUUUAAAUGGCCCGCCGAUGCUCCGGUGAUGAGUAUUUCGACAGCCUGCUCAGUGCCUGCAGGUCCUGCUCGCUGCGCUGCUCCGGGGUGCCCCCCAGCGUGUGUCGGGCGCACUGCACCACCGUGAAUGACAAUACAGUUGAGCCAAAGCUUCCAGAAAAAGAAGAGGUGCACGUCAUGUGGAUCAUCAUCGGCGUCAUUCUGUUUUUGACGGCGGUGGUCUUAAGUUUCACAGUAUCCAUCCAGUUUCUACAGAGGAAGAAAUCUAGACUUCUGCUUACUGAGAAAUCAGAGCCAGGAAGGGAACAGUCAGCAGAAACUGGGAAUGCCGACACAAGGUACGCAGAAGCCACUAUGGAGACAGGAUGCUGCGAUGAGAAAUUUGAUGAGGAAAACGUCUCUGCCAUUAACGAAGUCACUGUCACCCCAAGGGAGGAGCAAAUGGACAGGACACUUCAGUAUCCACGCUGUUUGCCACUCCCAGCUACUGAAGAAGGAGCCACAAUCCUGGUGACCACAAAAACAGCUCAGUUAUGCAGCCAUGAUGCAUAUGAAGGAGGCGUAAAAGUCCAGGGGGUCUGGCGUGCCUUCUUUACAGCCUGA
Messenger RNA from Polypterus senegalus (gray bichir), 664 nucleotides. Its product is annotated as tumor necrosis factor receptor superfamily member 17-like. Gene Ontology annotation, molecular function: signaling receptor activity. Lineage: Eukaryota; Metazoa; Chordata; Cladistia; Polypteriformes; Polypteridae. The record is from RefSeq and is a predicted model, not a curated record. Gene Ontology annotation, biological process: tumor necrosis factor-mediated signaling pathway. The transcript is spliced from 3 exons. The coding region runs from base 68 to 664 and encodes 198 amino acids.